AGCGAGCUAUUGCUCAAUUUUCAAUGUUUUUGAUUGAGUGUGCAUUCGUAAUUCGGUUAGUGCCGGGAUUAAUAAACUUUAGCCCACACUUGUGCAUUUAAUACGCUCGCUCGUUGUAUUUUCUUUUUCGGCCAGGUCGUGAGAUUUGUAAAUACAAUUGACAUUGACAUUGGUGAAACAUAAACGAAACAACGAAAUAAAAAACAGUAGUUCGAUUUAGUAAUUUAGGUUUUAACUAAUUGAUGUUGUGUGCAUUGAAAUUAUGCGGUAUAGCGCGAUUGCGUGCGCCAGUGUGAUCGAAUCAAAGUAUUCGAAAUCGAAAUUGAUUACACGCUUCAAUGGCAUCGACGUUUUACGUGCCAGAAAUUCUAAAUCGCAUUCCGAUGGUGUAAACAAAAAUCACGAUCGAGAGCGCGCGCGCGCAAGCACCCGCACUCACCCGCACUCACCAGCACCCCCACUCAAUCACCAGCAUCGGACCGCCAAUUUUUUUUUAGUGUUUUCGAGGCAAUUUCUGUGACUGAUGACGAAUUCAAUAGACGAACAUUUUAUGUGCACCAUAUGACACACACUAGCCGUCAUUGUCGGCCCGACCGAAUCAUAAUUAUAAUGAUUAUAAUCAUCGUCGUCGUCGUUAUUAUUAUUGUCAAAUUCUUGGCACACAUUUUCAGCAUGUGUUCGGCUUUUCUCUCGCUCUAUCUUGCUCUCUUUCCCACUAUCUCUCUCUCUAUUCAUCAAACGAACGUAGAAUGGACACGGCGAAUCACGUUCGUAAUUUUCGAUUGAACCGAGAAUUUUUUCAGCGCUAUUACGUUGUAUCGAAAAAACGAAUUUGAAUCAAAAAUAAAUUAAUCCAUUUAAAAAUUGGUCGGUAGAGGAAAGAAUAACAAAAAAAAAUUGAAUAAUCGAGAAUGUACUUUAGUUUAAAUAUUUCAAAAUUCGUCAUCAACCCAUAAUAUAAACACAAUCAAAACAAAUAUCCGAUCGCUUGAAAUCAUUGUUUUGAACAGUUGGAAAUUUUGUUUUGAUCCUCAUUUUAAACAGGCUGUGACGUGAAUUCUAAUGCAAACACAGAGUAUGGAAUUCUCAUUAUUGGUGCCAUUUAAGUGUUUUCUAUUUGUUUCUUUUUUUUUCAUUUUUUUUACUCUCUGCCUCGAGAACUUUCAUCGUCAUUGAUUUUGGCUUAUUCUUUAGUUGAAUCCAUAAUUUUAGUUUUGCUUGUAAGUAGAGAAGCCGAGUGUUUAUUUCAAAGAAAUUUUUUUCCGACUGGACCUUUAGUUUGGCUUAAAACAAUUUUUUUGGCUAAACAUUUUGUUUGGCUGUCAUUUUUUAAUUUGUGUUUUUCUCAAACGUUUCCCAAAAUCAGUAUCGAAAAAAUCGGUUGAAAAAUCUUCUAAAAUAAAAUCGCUUCAAUUUUUCCGAAAAAAAAUCCUCAUCGAAAUUUCUCCUUAUUGAUUUCCAUCUUCAUAUGUACAUAUAUCAGAACAAAUGAGGUUCUUCAGUUUGUAAAUAUUUUCUUAUUUGUAUUGAAACCAAAUCGCGAUUUCUAUUCAUAUUACAUAAUCAUUCAAAACGUUUUUGUUUCUCUUGUGUCGUAUAAACUCCAACGAAAAAAAAGAAGAUUGUUUCUCGCUCCACGUUCAAGUGUCUGCAAGCACCGCUGCAAAUACAUAUAUAUUAUCGAAAGCAAAAUCAACACAGACCCGUGCAAUUCUAGGUCACUGUGCCAGGCCGCAUAAUAAAUCUAUCUCUCGUUCUCUCGUAGAAUGCGGCAAAAUAAUUGAAUCAGUUUAUUUUAUCGUAUUUAACGGCGAAACCAAAACGUAGAUCAAAUCAGUGUGUUGUGGCCUGUAUUCACGGGAGCAAUCGUUUAUAAGCUCAAUAAAGAAAUCGCAAAAAAGGUGUUUCGCUCGAAUAAAUUAAACAAAAUUACACGUGUUCGUGUUCGUGGAAAAUAUGUUGUUAUAAAAUUCGAUGCGCAGUUUCAUUAUGUCCACACGAGAAUCGAUUCAGCUUUUCCGGAUUCUCUGCCAAAGAGUCUCUUUCUCGCACAUUUCGUCUAUAUUCCAUUAAGAAUCUUAAUUUAACACUCUUUUUUGCAUAUCAAUUACGCUUUAGAUAUAGCAUAUCAAUUUAGUUUCUGCUUUUACUUCACGCAAACCGUAUCUCAUGCUACUACUGACUUACUGCUACCGCUUCUGUGGUUGCUUCUGCUUCUGCUGCAUUGUUGUUGUUGCUAAUUUGUUUUUGUUCGUUCGCCAUUUAUAAUGAUUUUUAUGUGUGUCUGGGUCAUAUUUUUACAUGUUUUUAUCAUAUUUUUCUCGCUAUAAAUUCUGAAUCAAACAAAUAAGUGGCGAAUGCGAUUUUAAAUUGGCUACAAAACACACCAUUGCAAUAAAAAAAUAAAUCGAAGCCACAAAUAUUAUCGAUAUUUUGUAGGUAAUUGGGUGUGGAGCUGCAUGUUUUUCAUUUGUUCUACUGUAGUUUUUUUACACUCGUCGGCUUUUUUCGUUCUUUCUACAGCUCUAUGGUGCUCAAUGGCUUUUUUCAUCAUUAUAAGUCUUUUUUCCAUUUCUCUCCCCGUCUUUUUCCUUUUUUCUCCCUAUCUCUUCUACUCUUUUUCACUCUCCCUCUCCCUUUUCUCUCUUCUCUCUUCCUUCUCCUCCUCUAUUUCUACCGUUCUUCCUCUCUGCUUCCUCUUGUCGUUCAAAAUUAAGCAAUUACACCGAAAAUGUGUGUGAUUGUAACAAGUGACAGCAGAAAACCCGUCCAAAUAUUUGUUAAAUGUUUGAGAUCAUUGAAACAACCACACAAGCAAUUCUUUUAUCUCUUUUCCUUCAAAAUUGGCUUUAAUUUGCUUUUUUUGGCUCAUCAGAAACCGUCGUGUGUAAUCAUCAAUAUUGGACUCGACUUCAUUAAAUUCCACUUGACUCAUUUUCAUAAAUAUGCCUAAUAAAAUCGUUUAUGAGCUUUGUGAAUUCGUUUUGUCGACAAAGAAAACGACACUCCCACUCACACACACAAAAAUAUUUGCAUGAAUGAUCGCAUUUAAGGUGAUAAAAUGACAGCGAUAAGAUACAAUCAUGAUUUGAUGUGUGUAGCACGCAAACGAUACGUAAAACCAUCAUUUACGUGCAAAUCAUUAUAAUCAUCAUCUUCUCUGGCUGUGAUUUGAAAAGCACUUAAAAAAACGAACAAUCACAGAUAAUGCGUUUCUUGAAUUCAUCACGUUUUGUUUGAUUUCCGAUUUUAUCAGAGCGAAAAAUAAACGCACAACGAAUAAAUGCCAAAAGCAGCGCAGAAAAUUGAAAUUUUAAUUGAAUCAUAUGCCUAACUCAAAACUUAUAUUCACUUCAAAAUAAAAUAAAAAACACACCGUAAUUUAGUCAUUUGCAUUUUAGCGAGCACAUUCGCGGGCAGCGCAAUCGAUUUUAUUGCUUGAUAUCGACACGUUGAAUUGUGAAAAUGGUAAUUGGAUUUCGAGCGGAGCCGUGUAAUUUUUCAUUCAAAUUUCUUUUUUUUUCGAGCCUUUUGAAAUUCCAUUUGUACUGAUUCCGAUUUUGAUUAGACUGAGAAGAAAAUUAUACGAAACUACUUUGAGGGUAGCCAUAAUGGAAUCGUUGAGAAAUUUCGUUUGAGGAAUUCGACAGAUAUUCCAAGGUUGCAGUGAUUAGGCGAUAGUAUGAUACAGCGAAGUUAUACGAAUUGAGUUGUACACAACACACUCACCAGUCAGAAUGCCAUACUGUGGUUGCACUGGCUGAAAUAUUGACAUUCUUUUGUUAUUUCGAGGGUGGAUCGAUUGAACAGCUUUAUUGACGACAAAGACAGCUAGUAUGUGAUCCUUAGCUUAUGCAUGGACAAACAAUGUUCGUCGAACAUUCUUUGUUCUGAAGCCUGUCGGAUCGAAAGUUGUUUCUCCAGGGAUUCCCUCGGUUGUAAAUCGAGAUCAAUCUUAUAUAUUUGGGAAGAGUAUACAAUUGGUGUUUGGCGAUUAGCAUUCCAAAAAAAUGAGAUUUGCAUUGAGACAACCCAGGAAAGACUAAAAAAAAACUCUUCAGAAAAAAUGUUCUUCUGGACAUAAGUUAACGUUCCCACACUGCUGUUAUGUCUACAAUUCCGUUCAAUCGACCUACUCUAGUUUUUGAACACUGUGAAGUCCAAUCUAUCGCAAUUUUUUUUCCGCUCUGAUCAAUUCCUAAACUCGUGAUGAAAAUCAAUUUUCUUUCUCGUAAAAUGGAUUGAAACAACAUUUUUUAAACCAUUUUCUCAAAUAAUCUUAUAUUCUACGAUCAAAAAUUCAAAUGGAUAUUCAAAUUGCUCCAACUGAUUCACUCAACUUUAGUUUUAUUUCACUGCAUUUUGUAACGUUGUUCAAUGUACGUUGUUUCAAUUUAAAAAAAAACUACAUAAAUUUUAAUGGAAGAACCGAUAAGCAAUUCGAUCGCUGCCAAUAAAACAGCCAAACAUGAUUUAUUGCACUUGAAGUAUCGAUAAUUUGGUCAAAGUGUCACUGCUGAGUCAGAUCGCUGAUUGAUUGGGUCAUAUUGAACCAAAUACAUGUAUCACUUCCAACAGCCCGUACAAUUGACGAGAAGGCAAACAAAAAAAAAACUUCGAUUAAAAACCCAAAGGUUUCUGUGAUAGAGACGCUGUGAGCAAUUAAGCGCGAAACGAAGAAAAAAAAAGAAGCUCAACAACAACAACCCAAUCACAAUGGCAAUGAAAGAGCUACUAUAUCGAAUGCAACCGAUGCAAAUCUACAUCGUGCUUGCGCUGUCAAUUGUCUAUUUUCUUAUGCAAUUAUUUCUGAGUCACAUAACUCAUUCGCUCACACUGCUGGUCGCUUCGUAUCAUAUGUUGUGCAACAUAGUUGCGCUCAGCGGAUGCAUAGUAACAAUAAAGCAACGACACGAGCCUUCGUUACGUAACACAUUCGGCUGGAUGCGCGUUGAAAUCCUCACAAUGCUGAUAGCUGGCAUAUUUUUGGGUGCAUUUUGUUUUUCAUUAGUGGUAGAAGCGGUACAAACGCUCAUCCACAUUGAUCAUCAGGAUGCGAUGCAUCGACCGGUGGCCAUACUUCGACUUGGCGUCGGCGGUCUCAUACUGAAUCUAUUUUGCUACUUGUUGAUCGGCGGCUAUACGUAUCAUCAGGGCAGUUUUAUGCAUAUUACAUCAACGGGCGAUGUGGUGCUCGAUCAAAUGGGCAACGAUGAGGGUGGACUGCACCGCAGUGAACAAUACUCGUCGAAAACAAAACACAGUGGUAACGGCCAAAGUAACGGUGUCAUACAAUGUACCGGAUCAUCCAUUCAAAUUGAUGUGCCAUCAUCAGCUUCCGUUCAGUCGAUCCCAACCACUCAAUUCACAUUGCAUAGACAUUCGUUCCGUGAACUCAUGCGUGAUAUCAGCAGCACAUUGUUCGUGAUAAUUUGUUCAAUUAUCGUGUAUUUUGCGGACAAUGAAAGCGUUACCAAGUAUGUUGAUCCAUCUAUCUCAAUUGUCUCGGGCAUCACGUUACUGAUGCUUAGCUACCCAUACAUGAAGGAAUCGUGUUUAAUAUUGCUGCAAACAAUUCCGGACUCCAUUGACAUUGAAGUGUUCAAAGCCGAUCUAUUGAAACGUUUCGAUGACAUCGUCAACGUUCAUGAUCUACACAUUUGGCAACUUACAUUCAGCAAAUAUGUGUCCACCGUGCACAUUUUAUUUCAUAAUCCACACGUUUAUGUGAAAAUCAAAGAUGAUGUGGAGAGUUUCUUCCAUGCCCAGGGCAUAACAAUAGUGACGAUCCAGCCAGAGUUCAGCACAAAAUCGGCGGACAAUGAGAAGGACAGUGGAUCGUUGAAGCAAUGUUUGAUUGGUUGUCAGAGUAUUGAAUGUGCGCCAAAGACGUGUUGUUCAACGAAUGAUCUCGAUGCAAUCCUAGUGGGUGAUGAAAAGAAGAAGAAGAAAAAGUCGAAAAAGUCGAAAUAUGAUCGAAAAUCUAGUUCGAUGGUUAGCCUGAAUGUGAACUCGUUGGCAAAAUUGCGAAAACUGACUGGAUCCACGCAGGAAAUAAUCAAAAAGAGUGUCAGUGAAUCGCAUGUGACCCAAAUUUGCGAUGACAGUAUGGAUUCACAGAAUACAUCAACAAAUCCAUCGACCGCACCAUCGAUGGCCAAUAAUUUAAAUGCAAUUGACGAACUCAAAGAGAAGGAAUUUCAUGAGCAAUGCGAUGAGCGCAGCGAACAACGGCUACCACCAACUGAACCACAAUCACAACCACCAAAGAUCGAAUCAAAUGCCGAACACGAAGAUUCAAGUCUACUCUCACGUAAAACGGCAACGGAGGCGACACCAUCAACAACUCAAGACCAGUCAUAAAAUUAAAAACAUCACAUUUUCACUCUCGUCCAGUAUUUCUUUCUUUUUUGUCCGUCUUUUGUCCAAGUGCCACAUGUAUCAAUUUCAUUGAUACGUGCCCCGAUUUCACUCUAUUUCUUCUUCUUUUCUUUCUAUUCGGUUUAAACACCACAUUCAUAUGAAAAUACUAAGACUGACCCUGAUUCUCUUUGAUUGAACAUAGAAAAAAAAACACCGUCACAUCAAUUGAGAACCAAUGAAAUAGUUGAACUGUUAUUAUUCUACACAAGGUUUUUGUUUUUUGCUUAUGAAAAGUAGUCAUUUGGAUGUGAAUUAAGAAAUGAGGUUGUGUGUUUAGGCUUAUGAAAAUAGAUUAUAUGAACCAACAAGAAAGUAGACAUUUUGUAGUUGAAUCGAAGCGAAGCAGCAGAAGAAUAAAAAAGAACAACACAAGAAUUCUCUUUGAUGCACACUAUGUGUGAAAAGUGAAUAAGCCAUAUCAAUAUGCCAAAAUUUUGUAUUAUUUGUUAAGUGACGAUGCGAAUGAGAUGAAAAAAAAGAUUCUAUAGUGUGUAUAGUGUUUUUUUUUCUUUGCUAGUUAAGGAAAAUUCGUUUUAUAAAUUUAUAUGAAACAUUUAUCUUCUCUUUAGUUUUUUUUUUGUGAAUAAACGACGACCAAUGUGUACUUUUACACUGAACCAAACAAAAAUACAAUAAAUUCGAAUAUGUAAGACAA
Molecule: messenger RNA, 7078 nt
Organism: Sitodiplosis mosellana (orange wheat blossom midge)
Lineage: Eukaryota; Metazoa; Arthropoda; Insecta; Diptera; Cecidomyiidae
Gene: ZnT77C
Product: proton-coupled zinc antiporter SLC30A1
Exons: 6
Coding region: 4717-6363 (548 amino acids)
Biological process (GO): detoxification of zinc ion; zinc ion transmembrane transport; intracellular zinc ion homeostasis
Cellular component (GO): membrane
Molecular function (GO): zinc ion transmembrane transporter activity
Source: RefSeq, a predicted model, not a curated record